AUGGAGCUUGGAGGGGCUCUGACGGCCUUCCUGGGCACCUGCGUCUUUUGCUUGAUCCUCGUCUCUGCGUGGAAGACGAGGCGCAAGACGGGGAAGCUGCCCCCGGGGCCGACCCCCCUGCCCUUCAUCGGCAACUUACUGCAAGUGAAAAUCGACGAGCCCUUCAGGUCGUUCCUGGCGGUGAGCGACCAAUAUGGCCCCGUCUUCACGGUGUACCUGGGGCCCCGGCGGGUUGUCGUCCUUUGCGGGCACGAGGCGGUGAAGGAAGCUCUGGUGGACCAAGGGGAAGACUUCAGUGGGAGGGGAGAGCUGGCUUCCCUGGACCGGAACUUCAAGGGGUUUGGAGUGGCUAUGGCCAACGGGGAGCGAUGGAAGCAGCUCCGCCGCUUCUCUCUCAUGACGUUGAGGAACUUUGGGAUGGGGAAACGGUCCAUCGAGGAGAGGAUCCAGGAGGAGGCCCAGUACCUGUUGGAGGCGUUCCGGAAGACGGAAGGUCUCCCCUUUGACCCCACGUUCUUCCUCAGCCGCACCGUCUCCAACGUCAUCAGCUCGGUGGUUUUUGGCACCCGCUUUGACUACGAGGACAAGACCUUCCUUGCCUUGCUGCGCAUGAUGAACGAGAGCUUCAUGGAGAUGAGCACCCCCUGGGCCCAGCUGUAUGACAUGUAUUCCUGCGUCAUGCAGUACCUGCCCGGGAGGCACAAUCGCAUCUACAAUAUCAUUGAGGAGCUCAAGGGCUUUGUUGCUGAGAAAGUCGAAGCCAACCAAGAAACGCUGGAUCCCGACAACCCACGAGACUUCAUCGACUGCUUCCUAAUCCAGAUGGAGAAGGAAAAGGGGAACCCUUCCAGCGAAUUCAACGUGACGAAUCUGGUCCUCACCACCCUCAACCUGUUCUUUGCUGGAACGGAGACUGUCAGCUCCACCCUCAGAUACGGCUUCCUCUUCCUGAUGAAACACCCAGAAGUGGAAGAGAAAGUUCAUCAGGAAAUCGACCAGGUCAUUGGCCGCAACCGCAUCCCUGCCGUCACGGACCGGAUGAGCAUGCCCUACACCGACGCCGUCAUCCAUGAGAUCCAGAGGCUGACGGACAUCGUCCCUCUGGGAGUGCCCCACACCGUCAUCCGGGACACUGAGUUUCGGGGGUACUUCCUGCCCAAGGGCACCAACGUCUUCCCUUUACUCGGCUCUGUUUUACGGGACCCCAGGCAUUUCAGCAGCCCAGAGGAAUUCAACCCUGGGCACUUCCUGGACGAGGGAGGCCGUUUCAAGAAGAACGAGGCCUUUGUGCCCUUUUCCUCGGGGAAACGGGUCUGCCUGGGGGAGGCCCUGGCCCGCAUGGAGCUCUUCCUGUAUUUGACCACCGUCCUGCAAAGCUUCUCGCUGAAGCCGCUCUUGCCUCCAAAGGACAUUGACGCCUCCCCCAGGAUGAGUGGCUUUGGGAACAUCCCACCCACCUACCAGCUGUGCUUGAUACCUCGCUAAUCUUGGCUGCUGCUUGGUGCGGGUCCCACCCCCAAGAAGAUGGGCUGAGAAGAGAUGGGGAGGGCAGGGCAGGAGGGGCAGCCUCUCCCCGUGCGAGCGCGCAUGUGUCUAGUCAUCCCUCUCGUAGUGGUGCAUUUCCCCACUAUGUUAGCCUGCUUUGGAGCCACAAGCCAAGUAUAUAUGUAGACCCACAAGACACCCCCCCAAGGUGGUGUGAUGUCUCUCUUUUGCACUGCCUAGCUGAUGGGCUGGAAGAAAUCCAGGGAAGCAGUGCUGAUGCUCUCUCCCACCUGGACAAACCCAAGUGACCUACAAGAGGGGCCUGAAUGCCAGGCCCCUGUUGUCCCCCUGGCAUCCCCUAAUGGGUAUAUCCACUCCAGUCCCCAAGCGCCUGGGCCCGGAAGGGACGCAGCAGAACCGGAGCCGACCCACCAAACACCUCCAGAUGCCACAUAAAGAGAACUGGGGCAAAGCAGGUUGUGGCCAAAUCUAAUAGUCCGACACACACACACACAUCCCAGCCCCCUCCACACUCUUUGGGGAGUUGUCACCACGCAGGGAGCCCCAGGGCCCAAAGCCAACUCUCCUGGCUUUUAAGAAGGGAGUCAUUAUAGGUCUCAUCCAACUGGGCUUUCUCCAUGGGUCUUAUGCAGAUCGAUUCCUUCGACAAAGUUAAUAUUCUGUUUAUUGUGGCUUCAAAGUUGCUAUUUUUCUAAUUGCAUAAUCUCUGUGUCCUUUUUGAUCUGUUUUAAUGAUGCCAGUCAGCUGCCUUGAGUGCAGUUUUU
Molecule: messenger RNA, 2270 nt
Organism: Pogona vitticeps (central bearded dragon)
Lineage: Eukaryota; Metazoa; Chordata; Lepidosauria; Squamata; Agamidae
Source: RefSeq, a predicted model, not a curated record